Schistosoma bovis is the source of this 4320-nucleotide messenger RNA. NCBI's taxonomy places the organism in Eukaryota, Metazoa, Platyhelminthes, Trematoda, Strigeidida, Schistosomatidae. The record is from the annotation of a GenBank genome assembly.
CCCCUUUGUGGUGGCGUUCCAAGGUGAUUUGUACUUUUUCGAUAAAACUCGAUAAUAUUGCUACAUUUGACUUUUGCUUUUACAUUGGAUGUAUUGCGGUCAAAAUAAAUUCCAACCCUCUAGUAACACUUUGAUUUGCAGAUACUAUUUCUACUGAAUAUAAUUCGCAAUCCCCUGAGAUACGCCAUUAACCUCACUAGUGUCUGUUGGGUGAAACUUCAGUGUUUACACAUACAGUCAACAUGGAAGCGCAUUGCUGUUCGCCGAAACUUUAAUUUCUGGUUGCUAAUCGAAGGCUUCUACUAAUUUACGUCCAUUUUAAGAAUUUUUCUGAGCAAUGUAAUCCAUUUCAGAAAGCUUAGGCGUGAAAUUACUAGAAUCCUCGUCGCUGUUCAUUCGAUUCAUUCAUUUUUUGAAAGAUAUAAGUCGUUUGAUUAGUCUAUAUCUUCAAGCUUCGUUAGCUAACUUUUUAAAUUGUAUAAGAUCGCAUUGUUUGUAUGAGAGAAACUCUGACCGUUUACGAGCCUCCGAAUUCACUGGGGAACUCAUGUGACAUCAAACGAGGAGUAAAUGAUAUCUGUUUCUUCCGGGUACAGAGAGCUCAGUAGUCUAUGUGGAACAUGUCCAAGUGGUAAUAUGUACAACGAUGUUUGCGCAACUCCAGGCUAACAAUGAGAUGCACAAGAGUGUCAACAAUUGAUUUUUGAUUACAAUAACUUUACCCGAAUCGUAUCGGAAUUUUAUACUAACUAUAAGUUCAUGUUAAGUAAUCGAAUUGUGCGAACACAUACCUAACGCUCACCAUGUCUCUUCGUUUAGGAUUCCUACUACUCCGACAAACCCCUUGCGUAGUAAUUGCUUGUUUCGUCAUUAGUAAUCAGUUGUAAAGCUAUUGUUUGUUCUAGAUUACAACUGAAUAUAACUUCUGACUAAGAGUUCAUCGGAUAUGGAAAAAAACUUUAACUCGUCAACUUAUUACUUGGCUGCACGUUAGUUCCGUUUUCAUAAUAUCUGAGACUUAAAUCUGCCUAGGUCUUAGGAGCUGUUAGCACAACUUGUCUACAGCGUGUUCCGUGAGUAUCAUUAUUUUGGGGAAUCCUAAUUGGCCCAUUCUCAGCCAAUCAGCGCUAACAGAUAACUGGAGAACACCCCGGCAUCUUGUAUAAAAUUCUAAAUACACUAACAUUUUUAUUACUGUAUCACUCAACUUGGUUUAUUUGGAUUUCAUUGGCGUAUAUGUCCAAGUCGUGUCAUGAUUUUCAGGACCAGUCAAGUGAGAUCAUGUUCAAAUUCUGUUGCGCAAUAAGGGUAUCUGGGUCAUAAUGGAAGUUCUAACAGGAACCCAAGUAGGCAAUUCAAGAUAUAACUUACUGUGCAUCGAUGCGAAUGUUUUUUUGCUACCAUUGAAGUUAUUGCUUCUAUGGUUUUGUGUUCACCAUGUUGUGCUAAUAAAAUAUGGCAACUUAAACCGAUGCAUAUAUGUGCCUGGUCAUACGUCGUAGCUGACUGGUUGAGUUUUUCCCCUGAGUUCAUAGUCAUAAAAUAUUUCGAUACAGUAGAGUCACGAGUUACAACGCAAUGUUUAUCCAGCAUUCCCUGUUUCAUUUUCGUCUUAUUUCUCUUAUUUAUAUAUUGGGUAAUUUUUAGCCUAAGUGUUCAAACUAGAAAUGCGAAGAAUGGCUUGAUAAGAAAUGAAUUGAAAUAAGCGUUUAAUUAAAAGCACUAGGGUAAUCUUCGUUUGCAUUGAAUGAAAUUCUUAAUUUUCCCUGAAAGCUAACUUCCUCUAUUCCAAUCUAUAAGAUAACAAGUCAGCAUUUCAUUUCUUUUAUUGCGGUUUAGUAGUAGAUCAGCUUGGUUAACACUGAUACUACAGGUUCUGUCUGUGGUUGUAAGUACUGAUCUUGUAAAUGAGUUCCAUUCUUUCUUGUUUAAAGAUAACGAAACAUUGAUUAAUCCAAUAGAAAUUUUGUUUCUUUUGUGCACAUUAUUUCUUUAUUCAUAGAACUUCACAUGCUUACUCUCAUGGAGGUCAAACAAGCUAAUAAAUUCGUCGUACAAACUUCGGUUGCCUUCUUAUCUUCGUACUCAGGAGAAUUCCGGUAAAGCAUCGCGUCCUGGAGAAAGCAAGAAUGAUCAAACAUCUAAUAUUCGUAUUACUGUUUUAAGUAUUUAUGAAGAUAAUAUUUAUUUUAGCAAAGUUUGAAUUGCGGUUUUCAUUUUCUCGAAAUAAAAUGCCUGACCCUCCUGGUGGAUGGUCUUUUGCUUCUUGGGUUAUACUUGGUGCUGUUGGUUUAACAUGGGUUGUCUACCACAAUUUUUCAAUGUACAGAAAGGUCGAUUGGAAAGAGUUUACAGAUAACUUCCUACAAAAGGGUGCUGUCCAUCACUUAGAGGUUGUGAACAAAUCUUGGGUUAGAGUCCAUCUCCAACCAGGCGCAGAUUUCGAGUCGUAUGAAUCCAUUGAUCCCAGCAAGAAAAUUUAUUGGUUUGAAAUCGGUUCAGUUGACACUUUUGAACGAAGUCUACGUGAUAUGGAGGCUCAUAUGGGUAUAGAUCCUAUGCAUAGAACGUUUAUAACCUAUAGCAGUCGUCUAAAGCUAUCAGAUGUUUUAUAUGGCAUUUUCUAUAUUUCUUUGUUCUUAAUGGCUGUGUAUUCCUUACGGCCUGCAUCUGGUGGUGUUGUACGGAAGUCAGGACUGGGUUCAGGAUUAUUCAAUUUCGGACAGUCACCUGUGCGUUUAAUAGAAAAAGAUAAGAUUGGUGUACGUUUUAGCGAUGUAGCAGGUUGUGAAGAAGCAAAACUUGAAAUAAUUGAAUUUGUUAACUUCCUAAAAAAUCCAGCAAAAUACGAAGCGCUAGGAGCAAAGAUUCCUCGUGGUGCCAUCCUGAAAGGUCCUCCUGGUACUGGCAAAACACUUUUGGCUAAAGCGACUGCUGGAGAAGCGAAUGUUCCAUUCCUUUCCGUUUCUGGGAGUGAAUUUUUAGAGAUGUUCGUUGGUGUAGGACCGAAAAGGGUACGCGAUAUGUUUGCCUCUGCACGAGACAAAGCUCCCUGUAUAUUGUUUAUUGACGAAAUUGACGCUAUUGGUGGCAAGCGAUCUGGUACAUCUUUUGGUCAUCAGGAACGGGAAAAUACUCUCAAUCAACUACUUGUGGAAAUGGACGGGUUUACUACUCAAGAAAAUGUUGUCGUUCUGGCUGCUACCAAUCGUAUUGAUAUUCUAGAUCCAGCUCUUCUUAGGCCUGGACGUUUUGAUCGUCAAAUCUAUGUAUCAUUGCCAGAUAUCAAAGGUCGUGCAUCAAUAUUUAAGAUACAUUUGAAACCAAUUAAAUUAGCUGAUGAUAUGCAACUUGUAGCUCGCAAAAUGGCUACACGUACUCCGGGAUUUUCUGGUGCGGAUAUUGCAAGUGUAUGUAAUGAGGCAGCGUUAAUUGCUGCGCGAGAAGAUGCUCAUAGUGUCAAUCUGAUCCAUUUUGAUAAAGCUAUCGACCGUGUAAUUGCUGGGUUAGAAAAGAAAAGUCAAGUAUUACAACCCGAAGAGAAAAAAAUAGUUGCAUACCAUGAAGCUGGACAUGCAGUUGUUGGUUGGUUUUUAGAACACUGUAAUCCGUUGUUGAAAGUUUCAAUAAUUCCUCGUGGUAAAGCUCUUGGUUAUGCUCAGUAUCAACCUAGGGAUAUAUAUUUGUUGACUAAAGAUCAAAUGUUGGAUGAAAUGUGUUUGGCAUUAGGAGGUCGAGCAAGUGAAGAAGUGUUUUUCGGUAAAGUUGGAAGUGGAGCAGUGGACGAUUUACAGCGUGUAACUCGAUCAGCUUAUUCUCAAAUUGUCCAAUUAGGAUUCAGUUCAAAAGUUGGGUUGCUAAGUUUCGAUUUGCCUGAGCAAGGUGAUAUGGUUCUUACCAAGCCAUAUUCUGAGCAUACUGCACAAAUAAUAGACGAAGAAGUUAGACAACUUGUUGAGUCAGCCUACGAAAGAACACUAACGAUAUUAAGAGAAAAAAGACAGCUUGUCGAAAAGGUAGCUCUACGCUUACUAGACAAAGAGCAGUUGCAAAAAGAAGACCUGGUUGAAGUAUUAGGUCCAAGACCGUUUGUGGAGAAAAACACAUAUGAAGAACUCGUAGGUCCUGGCCCUUUGGAUGAAGAUGUUUCACUCCCUCCUGGACUCAAGGACUGGAAUAAAGAACCAGAGUCGAAAUCAGAGGCCUCGUAAAGUUGCAUGUAGUUUAAUUUGUAUACUUAUUCCUCUAACAUAACUUUUACAUCUGACGUUGAAAAGAAAAUUUGCAGUAUGCUUGUAAAAUAAACUCUAAGUUUCUUCU